This is a messenger RNA of Elgaria multicarinata webbii, 4369 nucleotides long. Its product is annotated as interferon-induced GTP-binding protein Mx1-like. NCBI's taxonomy places the organism in Eukaryota, Metazoa, Chordata, Lepidosauria, Squamata, Anguidae. Gene Ontology annotation, cellular component: membrane; nucleus; microtubule. Bases 533 to 2845 code for a protein of 770 amino acids. The transcript is spliced from 16 exons. The record is from RefSeq and is a predicted model, not a curated record. Gene Ontology annotation, biological process: defense response to virus. Gene Ontology annotation, molecular function: GTP binding; microtubule binding; GTPase activity.
GGAAGGCCGGAGUAAGUUUGGGUCAGAAAGUAACAGGAAAUGGGUACGAUUUCAAAGACACCACGUUGUUUCAUUUCUCCAGACCGAUUAACGGGCUGAGUGUUUCUUGAGUUUCUUUUCCCCGACGUUUCGUUUGGUGAGGAAGCGGAUCCUAGUGAUGAAACCGCAGAGCAGCAGCCGGAGUGAUGUUGCGAGACAAUCCCACCCCUGGCUUCUUCGGUUUCGUUUUCUCGGAUUUUGGCGGCGGGAGGAGGGAUGGGGUAAGGGGGAACUGGUAACAACACCCGGGUACGGCAGGAAGACCGCCUGUUGCUCACUCCGGACUCCAGCGAGAUCCCGAAGAUCCACCAACUGGAGCCUAGUACAGAAGACAAACACUCCGAAGAACAGGAUUCGGAGCCCCAGGAUUUGAGUCCCAGCACUGAACUGAGCUCGAAGCCCUGCCGCACAAAAAUCUGCGCCUGGUGGUUCCCCCGAGCUCUCUUCAUUUCAGCAGGAUAAGGAUCAAUAAAGAAAAGUUACACAUUCCUAAAUGUCCAAAUCCCGUGCCUGGCGUGAGACUCCAUCUGAAAGACGCAGUCGGAAGCUUGAGAGAACAAGCGGUCUCUCUUCAGAGGAGGAGAUGGAUUUUCCAUUGAAAUCUGAGCAGCAAAGAGGGGUUUGGAACUUUCCUGUACCAAAAGUUUGGGAAGAAACUAAACCUACACCGUCUUUUGCCAUACCCAAUGUAUAUCUUCCAAAGAAAAAUGAAGGCUUCAAUUUCCACCCAUCAACUAUACAAAGGGAAGAUGUGAAUGAUCUGGGAGAACAAAAGCAACAAGGCAAGAAACCAGAAAACACUUUAUACAAUCAAUAUGAAGAGAAGAUCCGCCCUUGUAUUGACCUCAUUGAUUCUCUGAGGGCCCUUGGAGUGGAAAAGGACUUGGCGUUGCCGGCAAUUGCUGUGAUUGGAGACCAGAGCUCUGGGAAAAGCUCUGUUCUAGAAGCACUAUCUGGAGUCGCUCUUCCUAGGGGCAGUGGUAUUGUCACGAGAUGCCCCUUAGCACUCAAGCUGAAGAAACUUCCUUCUGGUCAUAAAUGGAAAGGGAAAAUUAGUUAUCUGAAUAAAAAUAUGGAACUCUCAAAUCCUUCAGAGGUGGAAAAAGAAAUAAGAAAAGCUCAAAACCUAAUGGCUGGUGAAGGUGUGGGCAUUAGCUAUGAAUUAAUUAGCCUAGAAAUUAACUCUCCGGAGGUUCCAGACUUGACACUAAUCGAUCUACCAGGGAUUGCAAGAGUGGCUAUGGGUAACCAGCCACAAGAUAUCGGAGAUCAGAUCAAAAAGAUGAUUAAAAAAUUCAUUGAUAAAGAAGAGACAAUCAAUUUAGUGGUGGUUCCAAGUACUGUGGAUAUUGCCACAACAGAAGCAUUGAAGAUGGCUCAGGAGGUGGAUCCAGAUGGAGACAGAACACUUGGGAUCCUGACAAAGCCUGACCUGAUAGACAAAGGAACUGAGGGGAGUGUUCUGAACAUAGUGAGGAACUUAGUCAUCCCUCUGAAAAAGGGAUAUAUGAUUGUGAAAUGCCGUGGGCAGCAAGACAUCCAGUCCAACACGAGCCUUGCCUCUGCAAUCCAGAAGGAGAAAGCAUUUUUUGAGAAUCAUAAAUAUUUUAGUACGCUUCUACUGGAGAAAAAAGCCACAAUUUCCUUACUGGCUGAGAAACUUACAACUGAACUUGUGAGACACAUCUAUAAAUCUUUACCUUCAUUAGAUGAGCAAAUAAGCUUUCAGCUUCAAAAAGCAAAUGAUGAGAUGCGGAGAUUCGGCAAAGGCAUGCCAAAAACGACUGGUGAAAGGCUGUAUUUUUUAACUGAUAAAAUCAAAAUGUUUAAUGAGGAUAUCACACGUGUAGUACAAGGAGAAGAAAAAUUGUCUGAAAACGAUACCAGGCUGUGCACAAAAAUUCGUAAAGAAUUUCAUAAAUGGGGCCUAAUAAUUGCUGAGUAUGGCAAGAAGAAUGUUCUUCAGAGAGAAACCAGAGUUUGGUGGGCUGGAGCAGCCACCACUCUUCUACUAGCAAGGAGAGGAAAGUGUUCCCUGCCUGGAGCUGGGAGGUUUAUGAUUCCGAGGAGAGUUCAAAAAUCUCUAAAACCUGAGGAGUGGAAAUUUGAACAUCAGUAUCGUGGCCGAGAGCUUCCUGGGUUCAUCAAUUACAAAACAUUUGAGGGUAUUAUGAGGAAGCAUAUUGUGGUACUUGAAAUGCCCUCUAUUGAAAUGCUGAAUAAAGUGACAGAAAUAGUUCGUCAAGCUUUUAUGGAGGUUGCUAAAGAGAAUUUUGAAGGUUUCCCCCAUCUUCAUAUACAAGCUAAGAAUAGAAUUGAAAGUAUUAAGGAGCAGUGUGUAAAUAAAGCGGAAGAUAUCAUCAGAAUCCAGUUUGCAAUGGAACAGAUCUUAUUCUGCCAGGACAAUGUCUACAGGAUACACUUAAGUGAUGAAAAGGAAAAAGAUGAAAAAGCAAAAAGUCAUCCAGACUCCAUAGUCCCUGCCCCCUUGAAACUACAAAUUCCUCUUGGAUCCACUCUUGCUGAAGACACUUCAAUCACAGAAAUAGCUCAUCAUUUGAAGACAUACUACAAUAGUGCAGGUGGCCGUCUCUCAUGUCAAAUUCCUCUGAUAAUCCAGUACAACGUCCUCAAGGAAUAUGGAGAUGAGCUGCAGAAAGAAAUGCUGCACCUAUUGCAAGACAAAGAGAAGCUGGAAGUUUUACUCCAGGAGCGCAGAGAUGCUGCUGAACAGAGGCAGUUGCUAAGCGACCGCAUUCAUCGUCUGUCUGAAGCUCGGAACCACUUAGCAACAUUUUCUGAUUAAAAAGGAUGUAUGGCUAAGCACCAUUUCUGAAAAGCUAGUUGGCUAGACAGUUAUCGCUGCAGAUCGCAUUCAGCUGUUUAAAAAUAAGCUGUAUUUUUUUACUUGUAAUUAUUUUGUAUGCUGAGCUUUUCUGAGUGUUUCACAGCCUUCCCCAGCUUGGCAUACAAAAUUAUUCAAAAGGGCCCUUAGUGGCCCGCUGUGCCUUAUUUGCUAAGCACCUCAAGGAAAAACCUGCUCACAUUCAUCUUGAUUUAAAUAUCACUAGUUUGGACUGUUAAAACUAAUGGAGCAACGCUUCUAUGGUUAUGUCCAGGAAGUAGUCUGGUCCAGUUUCAUUGCGUGAUUUUAUGUUGUGGUGGUCUGAAAAUAUGGAAGACGGGCUUGGUGAGAUACAGCUGACCCUCCUGUUUGCUCAGCCCUUAUAAUACCUAGCAGGAAGGGUUUGACCAGCUGGCUCUGAAUGUCUCCUUGGGAAGAGGCUGUCCUGGUUGCUUUGAAAGAGGCAGGCACGAGAAUACUCCUGAUGAAACCCCCUGGACUUCUGGAAUUGUUAUGACAAGUUGCAAAUAUCCUUUUGGUGGCAAGAUGUUGAAAUGUGUAGUGGCUGCCCACCUCCAGUCAUUGUUGGCAUAAUUAUCUUGAUCCAUUUCAGCCUGGUUUUAACACUGUAACAACCUGAUUGACUUGAUACAUAUAGGGCAGUGGGAGGCAGGGGGAAUAGUGGUUACCUUUAAAACCUUACAUAGCCUUUCCCAACCUGGUGUCCUCCAGAUAUUUUGGACUACAGCUGCCAGCAUUCUUACUAUAGGCUCUGGCCCAGCCCACUACUGGCUUCAACCCUGGUGUACAGGACUGCAGCCAAUGGGUCUGUUCAUGGUUAGGCUGCUAACCCUUUUGCAGUAACUGGUUAGUGAACAUGUUUAAACCGUGGUUAUGUAGCCACCAUGGUUAGGAAUGAUUCACAUGACAUGCUUAACCACUGUGGCUUAAUGUGUUGUCUGAACAGGGUCAAUAUCACAUCCAAGUUUCAGGAAACAUUCUACCAUUGCCUCACCGUAGCCUGAACCAUGUAAAGGGUGCAGUGCUAGAUCAUAAGAAGUCAAGAAGUCUCUAAAAGAAAUUCCAAAUGAAUAGAUCAAAUGUUCUCAGUAAUACACAAAGUGAUUGUAUAAAGAAAAGCAUUUUGUUCAUGUUUUGCUCUUGUUCUGAGAAAGUCUGCAUUGUAUACAGAAACAGAAUUUUAUCUCCCUUCUUAUAAGAUUUGAGUCCUGAGUAGACUUCAGGAAAAAACAUGAGUGCUUUUCAAGGAAGCACAAAAUUAUUCGCUGUAGGCAGGGAAAGAUUGCAAAAAGUUUAUUCCUUGUCACUUGUAUACAAGAUACACAUUGUGUUUCUGAAGCUAACAAAACACUUCCUGCCUAAAAUUGUAGUGACACAAAUAGUUAACAAUUCUGCAUGAUUUAAAUUCAUUUUUCUUAUCAGUAUGUCUGUAUUAAAAUAAAUAAUAAUGUGAAUGGCGCUUUA